Struthio camelus australis is the source of this 2999-nucleotide messenger RNA. Lineage: Eukaryota; Metazoa; Chordata; Aves; Struthioniformes; Struthionidae. The record is from RefSeq and is a predicted model, not a curated record.
AUGCCGCUGGCCAAAGGAAAGAAAAUGUUACAGUAUUUGCUGUCAUCUAGUGACAUUCAGCAAAAGCCGUUGCACAGCACUGCCUGCCUCAGUCUACAGAGCCACUCAGCAAACCUACUACAUGGGAUCGGCAGACUGGUUAUUGGCCAGAAUGGUAUUUUAUCCACACCGGCUGUUUCAUGUAUUAUCCGAAAGAUCAAAGCAGCUGGUGGAAUUAUUCUAACAGCCAGUCACAGUCCAGGAGGACCUGGAGGAGAGUUUGGAGUCAAGUUUGAGGUUGCCAAUGGAGGACCUGCCCCAGAUGUUGUUUCAGAAAAAAUUUAUCAAAUCAGCAAAACCUUGGAGGAAUAUGCCAUUUGUCCUGAUCUCAGAGUUGAUUUAUCUCGCCUAGGAAGACAAGAAUUUGAUCUGGAGAACAAAUUCAAACCUUUCCGAGUGGAAAUUGUUGAUUCUGUGGAUAUCUACCUCAAUCUCCUUCGAAGUAUCUUUGACUUCAAUGCUAUCAGAAGUUUGCUGACUGGACCCAACCAGAUUAAGAUAAGGAUUGAUGCCAUGAAUGGAGUUAUGGGAUCUUAUGUGAGAAAAAUCCUGUGUGAUGAAUUAGGAGCUCCUGCAAAUUCUGCAAUAAACUGUAUUCCUCUGGAGGAUUUUGGUGGACAGCCUCCUGAUCCCAAUUUAACUUAUGCAGCUGCCUUGCUGGAGGCUAUGAGAGGUGGAGAGUAUGGAUUUGGCGCUGCUUUUGAUGCUGAUGGAGACCGCUACAUGAUCCUUGGCCAAAACGGUUUCUUUGUUAAUGCAUCUGAUUCAUUGGCAAUUAUUGCUGCCAAUCUGUCUUGCAUUCCGUACUUUCGUCAGAUGGGUGUUCGAGGUUUUGGGAGGAGCAUGCCUACCAGCACAGCCCUUGACAAAGUGGCUAAAGUAAUGAAAGUUCCUGUAUAUGAAACACCAACAGGGUGGAGAUAUUUUUCCAAUCUCAUGGACUCUGGACGUUGCUCACUUUGCGGAGAGGAAAGCUUUGGCACUGGGUCUGACCACCUUCGAGAGAAAGACGGAUUAUGGGCUGUGCUAGUUUGGCUUUCAAUCCUAGCAGCUCGAAAGCAGAGCGUGGAGGAGAUUGUCAGGGAUCACUGGACAAAAUUUGGCCGGCACUACUACUGCAGGUUUGAUUAUGAAGGCUUGGAACCCAGAACUGCAUAUUUCAUAAUGAGAGACCUGGAAACUUUGAUCACUGACAAGUCAUUCAGCAAUCAGCAGUUUGCUGUGGGUAGCAAUAUCUACAGCGUGGAAAGAACAGACAGCUUUGAGUAUGUGGAUCCUGUGGAUGGCACUGUGACCAAAAGACAGGGGCUGCGAAUUGUUUUUUCAGAUGCUUCCAGGCUCAUCUUCAGAAUGAGUGCUUCUAGCCAUGUGCGAGCUACUCUCCGGAUCUACGCAGAGAGUUAUGAAAAGGAUCCUAGCCAGCAUGACAAGGAACCACAGGCUGUGCUGAGUCCUCUUAUAGCAAUUGCACUGAAAAUAUCUCAGAUCCAUGAGAGGACAGGGCGAAAGGGACCCACUGUCAUCACCUGAAGCCACAAAGGAUCAUUAAACCAGGGCCAAAAGAGGAACAGCAAGGAAGAGACAGGACCUUGCUGAAACAUGUUCACUGUUUGUGCCUUGUAUGAUUCAAAAAGUUUUCUUGGGGAUAGAGGGAGGGUGGGGAGAAAAAUUCAAUAUAAUAUUCAGCAUAUUCAGUUGCAUUGAUCUCCAAAGACAGUAGUGUAUUGACUUCUGUGUUAUACCUGCAAUAACUUUCUUUUAGAUAACAAAAUAACCAAAGAAAAAGGCCUUACCCUCAAAUGUUGUCAACAGCGUGACAGAAAGGGUGAACUGCUUCUUCUUGAAUGCUAUGACAAAUGUUGGGGAAUUUUUAAUUAGGCAGAGAGGGGGAGGGGUUGCAAAGAAAAGACAUGUUUGGUGAGCAUUGCUUGCGAUUCUUGUCACCUUCUUGUUGGUUUACAAAGACAUGUACAGAGCAUGUCUGGGGCCUAAGGGCUGUAUACUAAGCUUCGUAAGGGUGUAUUUGCUAACCUGAUGCCACUCCUCUCCUGUCUACACCUUUGCUCACAGAGACACGCUGGCAGCAGUGGUUGUGUACACACUUGCACUUGCUCCCAAAGAAAAGGGCCAUCCCUCAUUUUUUUUAACCCCUGCUUUGAAAACAUAUCAAUGUGACUUGUGCCUUCAGCUUUUUUUCUGAUUUUGAAUCACUUUUUUCUCCAAGGGGAAGCAGUUGUGCUACAGAAGCUGAGUGUGUCCUUCCAGCAAUAUGCUGGGUGUGGAACUCCAGCUAUCUUUUGCAAUAUUCCUCAUGUCAGCAGAUCAUAUCAGUGUUUACUAUGCUUGAAGGGUAAUCAUUGCAAGUUCAGUAAUCCUUCAUAAAGGAGUUACGGUGGAAUUUUUUUAAAUCUUUGGAAUUCUCAAGUUCCACUUACCACAAAUGCGUGUAUGAUGAAGGCAGAAUGAGACAAACGCUAUCGAAUUAAAUGGAAAUAUUGGCUAAUUGACCAGCUGGACUCAGCUUCUCUUAGAUUCUUUACAAUACGAAUCACAUAGGAUCAUAUAAUAGGAACAAAAAGUUGGGGAGUGCAAAGGAAGAAGAGAUGCCCCAGCCUAACUCUGAGAAGGAUAUGGAGGGUAUGGACACCAGUGUUUUUCUGCUUGUGAAAUGAUACUGCAGUUCUCGCUACAGUACUUUGCUCUGAACAAGAACACAAACACUUUAUGCAUGUGACUUGUUUGAAAGUUUUGCUUCCUUGAGAACGGUGUGGUCACUUGUAUCAUUUGUCAAGGUGGCGUUGUGCAACCUGCCUCUUUGCAGUGUGUUUCAAUUCAGUGCAGUUGUUGAAUUUUUAGUGCAAUUUAGAUAACGCAGUGAAGGAAAUAUUGUUUUCAUUUCUUUCAAUAUUUCUGUCAAAAAUUGCUCUGACAUUUAGUACAUAAUAAAGUGGAAUGCUGUA